Molecule: messenger RNA, 769 nt
Organism: Musa acuminata AAA Group (dessert banana)
Lineage: Eukaryota; Viridiplantae; Streptophyta; Magnoliopsida; Zingiberales; Musaceae
Exons: 2
Coding region: 137-541 (134 amino acids)
Source: RefSeq, a predicted model, not a curated record
CAAAGAAGUAGAAAAAAGAGGAGGAGGAAGAAGGAAUAUUGAGUGGGUUGGCUUCUCUCUCUCUCUCCCUCGCUUUCUUUGCUUCACAAAGCAGUUCUAGUAGUGGUGUUGUGUUCUAGUACCUGCAGAGGGGUAGAUGGCUGUGGAGGUGGAAGAUGAUGUCUUCUUUGCGGACCUAAGCAAGCAGAUUGCCCUGCUGAUCAUGGAUGAUGAGGAAGAAUUCCCAGUGCAGUGCCCACAGCUUCCUACUCAGGAUUUACCUUACAUGCCCCAAGUCAUGAUGCCGCCAGCAUAUGGAUAUGAGUUGUUGGCCUACAGAAGGGAGAGCAAAGGAACUGGAGUCUUUAUCCCACGUUCUGCUGCACCGAGAAGGAAGAACAACAACAGGUCAAGGAGAUCCACUGCAGCUGACAGCAACACCCACAGGCAGCUGAACAAAUCUGCAGCUGUGGCUUCUCAAGUCACCAAUAAAUGCAGCAGUAACUCAAGUGUGCCAAAGAGGCAGUCCCAGGAGUACCAGAUGAUCUCUGGCUCAUACUAACUUGCAGCCUGGUCCUGAUGAAUUGUUUAUGGUACUCUGUAAAGGAAAAGCAUACUUUUUCCAUCUGGUGAUGUACUGGUGAUGUGGGCUUGAAAUAAGAUUCCAGCCUCUUCAGUGAAUUGUAUAGUUCCUGUAACUGGUGAAGAGUGGCUUGGAGUGGAGCAAGUGCUCAUUGAGUGUUGUAUUAAUUGGAGAAGGUAAAGAAUGGGAGUGAUCAUGCCAUUAGGA